Molecule: messenger RNA, 298 nt
Organism: Urocitellus parryii (Arctic ground squirrel)
Lineage: Eukaryota; Metazoa; Chordata; Mammalia; Rodentia; Sciuridae
Source: RefSeq, a predicted model, not a curated record
GCAGGCCCGCUCCCGCACCGCCCGAGCCGAGCUGACCUUCUCCGUGAGCCAGGUGGAGCGCCGUCUGCGGGAGGGCCGCUAUGCCCAGCGCCUGAGUUGGUCUGCGUCCGUGUUCCUUGCCGCCACCCUCGAGUGCCUGACGGCCAAGGUGCUGGAGCUGGCGGGCAACGAGGCCCGCCACAGCGCCAGGAGGCGCAUCACCCCAGAGCUCCUGGACAUGGCCGUCCACAACAAUGCACUGCUCAGCGGUCUCUUCGGGACUACGACCAUCUCCCAGGUCGCCCAGCCCCGGCGCUAG